AUGGAGUCUCAUUGUUUUCCUGAGGGUCUUGGGAUUUUGGUUGUGGAUCAUGAUCCUCAAGGGUUGGACUCUCUUCACAAGAUGCUUCUCAAGUGCAAAUACAAAGCACAAGAGGCACUUGAUCUGCUCGACACACGAGAAGAUGAAUUCGACCUAGUACUCGGUGAUGUGGACUUGCCGGACGUGGAUGGUUUCGAGUUUGUCCAACAAGUAGUUGAUAAGACGGAGAUUCCGGUUAUAAUGAUGUGUGAUGACGGGGAGACGAGCAAGGUGAUGAAAGGGGUUCAGCACGGCGCCUGCCACUGUCUCGUCAAGCCCAUAAGGCUUAAGGAGAUCCGCGGCAUAUGGCAGCACGUGUUUCGGAAGAGAAUGCACCAACGAGAUGAUAAUUCUACUAAUAUUCGUGUUGGCAACAAAAGAAAACAGAUGGAUAAUAUUGGUGUUGGUGUUGGUGUUGAUCGUGCAGAUCCACCCAACAAGAAACCUCGGGUGGUUUGGACCCCUGAACUUCACCACAAGUUCGUGAAUGCUGUCCGCGGCAUCGGAGGAUUAGAGAAAGCUGGCCCCAAGAAAAUACUUGACUUAAUGGGAGAGCCUACUCUAACAAGAGAUAAUGUAGCUAGCCACUUACAGAAGUAUAGGAUUUCCGUGAGCAGGCAAAGCAAAGAAAAAGAGGUAAAAGCUUCUUAUAACGUGAUGAAUGAGAGAAGCAUUUGUGCAACGCCAAAAGACACAGGCUUCUAUGCUGCAACGCCAAUGGUGGCCAAUCGGCGAGACACUAGCAUCCGUGCAAUGCGAAUGGAUUACAUUGAUCAGCCAAUUGAGUACAUUAAUCCGCCAAUGCUGUAUAAUGAUGAGCCAGUGGAGUACAUUGAUGAGCCAACACAUAUAAUUGAUGACUUAUUCGAUGCUCAUUACCUUGGAACUGAUUACCAACCACAGAUAACUAUGCUUCGCUACUCAUUACCUUCAACUCAUAUAUAA
Messenger RNA from Salvia hispanica, 984 nucleotides. The record is from RefSeq and is a predicted model, not a curated record. NCBI's taxonomy places the organism in Eukaryota, Viridiplantae, Streptophyta, Magnoliopsida, Lamiales, Lamiaceae.